Alternaria conjuncta is the source of this 978-nucleotide messenger RNA. RefSeq lists its product as uncharacterized. The record is from RefSeq and is a predicted model, not a curated record. Gene Ontology annotation, molecular function: oxidoreductase activity, acting on the CH-OH group of donors, NAD or NADP as acceptor. The transcript has 2 exons. The coding region runs from base 1 to 978 and encodes 325 amino acids. NCBI's taxonomy places the organism in Eukaryota, Fungi, Ascomycota, Dothideomycetes, Pleosporales, Pleosporaceae.
AUGCCCCCGUAUGUCGCCCGCGAUGCUGUCCUGAGGACUUCGAAGACGCUUUCGCAUCUGUUGAGACCUAAUGUUCGCUUUUCUCACACACAGCGCAGGACUUUGCCUGACUUCUCGCUUGAGGGCAAGGUCGCUGUUGUGUGUACGCAGCAGAAUGCGACACGGAUCUUAGCUACCCCUGUUGUCCUCUCACGAGACAUCAAACACGGUUACAAUCAAGCUAAUGUGCUAUUCAGUGCAUCUCAAGGGCUUGGUCAACAGAUCCUUGCCGCCUUCGCCCUUUCCGGCGCCCAUGGAGCCAUUGUAGACCUUAAGCAAGAAGGCGCCGACAAAUCAGCCAGUGCCCUCAUUGAAGAGGCUAAGAAUCAGGGCCUCUCGCCCCCGAAGGUGCAUGGCUACGAAUGCGACACAUCGUCCGAGGAAGGCGUCAAAUCUACGUGGGAGAAGAUUGUCAAAGACUUUGGGACCGUGGAUAUCCUCGUUACGAAUGCUGGUAUUACUGGUGGCGCACCAGCCGAGGACUACCCAUUCGAAGACUUCAAACGAAUGAUCGACGUCAAUCUGACUGGAACCUUCCUCUUCUCUCGCACAGCGGGUAAAUGGUGGAUCGACAACAAGGUCGAUGGCCGCAUUCUGAUCGUCUCAUCAAUGUCCGGCUCCAUCGUCAACCGCCCACAGAAGCAGUCGGCGUACAACGCUUCCAAGGCUGCAUCGGCCCAUCUCAUGAAGUCUCUGGCGUCAGAGUGGGCGCCGCACGGUAUCCGCGUCAACGCACUGAGCCCGGGAUACAUCCAGACCGAGGCUAACGAGGGGGAAGAGAUGGAGAAGCUGAGCAAAGAGUGGUUGAAGGAUAUUCCCAUGAAGAGGAUCGCCAAGCCAGAGGAGUUCCGCGGGGCGGCCGUCUGGUUGGUCAGUGAUGCUAGCAGCUACGUCACGGGUAGCGAGAUUAUCGUGGAUGGGGGAUACACUAUCUGGUGA